This is a messenger RNA of Myotis myotis, 1616 nucleotides long. It is a transcript of the gene LGMN, whose product is annotated as legumain. Gene Ontology annotation, molecular function: cysteine-type endopeptidase activity. The transcript is spliced from 14 exons. NCBI's taxonomy places the organism in Eukaryota, Metazoa, Chordata, Mammalia, Chiroptera, Vespertilionidae. The record is from RefSeq and is a predicted model, not a curated record. Gene Ontology annotation, biological process: vacuolar protein processing. Bases 150 to 1466 code for a protein of 438 amino acids.
AAGGAGACGGAGGUCACAGCCCUGCAAUCACUGCAAGGCGAACCCCCGGAGGUUGCUCGUCUGAGGCUGCGCGCCACAGAGGUUCCCACGGUCCUGCUGUUGCUACCGCCGUCGCCGCUGCGGUCCGCCGCCGCCGGUUUCUGCACGUGAUGCCAAGGCACAGAAUGAUUUGGGAAGUAGCCGUGCUGCUCAGCUUGGUCCUGGGAACUGGGGCUACUCCCGAGGACGAUCCCGAGGAUGGAGGCAAGCACUGGGUGGUCAUCGUCGCAGGCUCCAAUGGCUGGUAUAACUAUAGGCACCAGGCAGAUGCGUGCCACGCCUACCAGAUCGUCCACCGCAACGGGAUUCCCGACGAGCAGAUCGUGGUGAUGAUGUACGAUGACAUCGCCAACUCUGAAGAAAACCCCACUCCAGGAGUUGUGAUCAACAGGCCCAACGGCUCGGACGUGUACAAGGGGGUCCUGAAGGACUACACCGGGGAGGAUGUCACACCGAAAAAUUUCCUUGCUGUGCUGCGAGGCGAUGAAGAAGCAGUGAAGGGCAUAGGGUCCGGAAAGGUCUUGAAGAGCGGCCCCCAGGAUCACGUGUUUGUUUACUUCACUGAUCAUGGAGCUACUGGACUACUGGCCUUUCCUAACGACGAUCUUCAUGUGAAGGACCUGAAUGAGACCAUCAAGUACAUGUACAAACACAGGAAGUACCAAAAGAUGGUGUUCUACAUUGAAGCCUGCGAGUCUGGGUCCAUGAUGAGACACCUGCCCACCGACAUCAAUGUUUAUGCAACGACUGCCGCCAAUCCCGACGAGUCAUCCUACGCCUGUUACUACGAUGAGCAGAGGUCCACGUACCUGGGGGACUGGUACAGCGUCAACUGGAUGGAGGACUCGGACGUGGAGGACUUGACCAAGGAGACUCUCCACAAGCAGUACCAGCUGGUAAAGACCCACACCAACACCAGCCACGUCAUGCAGUAUGGGAACAAGUCCAUCUCUACCAUGAAACUGAUGCAGUUCCAGGGUGUGAAACACAGAGCCAGCGCCCCCAUCUCCCUGCCUCCCGCCCCCCACCUGGACCUCACUCCGAGCCCCGAGGUGCCCCUCAUGAUCAUGAAGCGGAAGCUGAUGCUCACCAACGACCUGCAGGAGUCCAGGCGCCUUGUCGAGCAGAUCCACAGGCACCUGGAGAGCAGGCAUAUCAUGGAGAAGUCGGUGCGAAAGAUCGUCUCCUUGCUCACGAGGUCCGAUGACGAGGCGGAGAGGCUCCUGUCCGAGAGGGCCCCGCUCACGGCGCACAGCUGCUACCAGGCCGCCGUGUCCCACUUCCGCACGCACUGCUUCAACUGGCACUCCCCCACGUACGAGUACGCUCUGAGACAUCUGUACGUGCUGGUCAACCUCUGUGAGAAACCCUACCCGAUCGACAGAAUAAAAUCGUCCAUGGACAAGGUGUGCCUUGGCUACUACUGAAACGCUGCCGUCUCGCUGCUUUUCCAAGUGUGAACACCGACCCUGGGAGUGCGCUGGCCGGAGGUGGAUGGAGCGAGGGAAGGCCGGGCCUUUCGGAGGGCCUGCUCGCCUUUCCCCCUGCCCGUCUCCUGCAGCCCGUGGGAGGCUCUG